CAAUGUGGUUGGGUUCAAUUUCCUUGUGACCGGCGUUGGCCAUUAGCAAUGUGGUACGAUUGCAGACGCUCAACAUUAGCCAGUCCAAAGGCGUGAGUGUGAAGCAGCUGACGCUGCUCAACAGCAAGGUAUUCCACAUGGCCAUCUUCGACUGCACGGGCGUGACGGUCCAAGGCAUCCGGAUCAUCGCACCGGCCAACAGCCCCAACACCAACGGCAUCCACGUCAGCCACUCCCGCCACGUGAGAAUCCUCAACACCACCAUCGGCACUGGCGACGAUUGUGUCUCCUUAGGGCCCGGCACCUCCAACGUGCUCAUCAGGGACAUCGAGUGCGGUCCGGGCCACGGCAUCAGCAUCGGGAGCCUGGGAUGGCAGGACGGUGAGGAAGGGGUGAGGAACGUGACCGUGGACAGGGCGGUGCUGACGGGCACGACAAACGGCCUGCGGAUCAAGACCUGGGCGAUGCCCAACUCCGGCUCCGUCACAAACGUCUCCUUCUCACGGGUCACCAUGAACCGCGUGGCCAACCCCAUCCUCGUCGACCAGAACUACUGCCCCCGCAAGGUCGACUGCGCGGGCAAUAGCUCGGGGGUGCAGAUCAGCAACAUAUCAUACACGGACAUCGAGGGCUCGUCGGCGACGCCCGUGGCGGUGAAGUUCAACUGCAGCGGCACCAACCCCUGCAGCGGAAUCAAGCUCAGGAACAUCAGGCUGACGUACAAGCACAAGCGGCCGGCGCAGGCCAAGUGCGGAAAUGCCGGCGGGUCCGCAUCCGGAGAGGUCAGACCGCCGAGCUGCUUCUGACGAUCGGAGU
This is a messenger RNA of Aegilops tauschii subsp. strangulata, 816 nucleotides long. Lineage: Eukaryota; Viridiplantae; Streptophyta; Magnoliopsida; Poales; Poaceae. The record is from RefSeq and is a predicted model, not a curated record.